Messenger RNA from Cygnus atratus (black swan), 2530 nucleotides. RefSeq names its product chromosome 18 C17orf75 homolog (gene C18H17orf75). The coding region runs from base 53 to 1225 and encodes 390 amino acids. The record is from RefSeq and is a predicted model, not a curated record. Gene Ontology annotation, cellular component: trans-Golgi network. The transcript is spliced from 10 exons. NCBI's taxonomy places the organism in Eukaryota, Metazoa, Chordata, Aves, Anseriformes, Anatidae.
GGAGCGGCGGCCGCAGGGGCCGGGCGGCGGCUGAGGGGCGGCGGGGGCCGGGAUGCUGCCGGCGCUGCCGGACGGCGACGAGCGGGAGCUGGAAAGCAGCGAGGAGGGCGGCGCCGGAGAGGAGCGGCGGCCGGAGCGGCACGGCAGCACCUACCACAGCCUCUACGGCUACCGGAGCCGCAGAUCUUCACAGCAGGGAGCAGACAGUGGGGAUGGCAGUCCCGGCAGUGCAGCGGCAGAGACACCCUCCAGCGAAGAUUUCAGCCUCACCUUGCUGGACACCAACUUACCAACUGAAGCAGAAACUGAAUUGCGUAGUUUUAUUGCUAAGCGUCUGACUAAAGGAGCGCUUUUUGAAGGGAUGGGGAAUGUAGCAUCUGUGGAUUUGAGCAUACCAGAAUAUAAAGUUGGUUGUUAUUACUGUCUUUUGAAACAAGAAAAUCUUCUAGAAACGCCAAUACUGGAAUCGGACAUAAAUGCUUCAGAAUAUGUGGUUUGUUUCCUGGGUGGCUCAGAGAAAGGUCUGGAACUUUUCAGACUUGAGCUGGACAAAUACGUUCAAAGUCUCAAGCUACGCCUUGAUGUGGAGCAAAAAAACUUGGAGACCUAUGUUAACCCCUAUUUGAGAAGCUGGUUUGAGAAUUCCAUAUGCCCUAUUCAAAGAGUAGUACAGCUCUUUCAGGAGAAACUCGCCUUCUUGUUACAUGCUGCAUUGAGUUAUACUCCCGUGGAAGUAAAAAAUGCAGAUGAAAGAACAGAAAAAGACAUUAACAGGUUUCUGGCAGCUGCCAGUCUCCAAGGACUUGUUCAGGAAGGCACAAUGACCUCCUUGUGCAUUGCCAUGACUGAGGAACAGCACAAGUCAAUGAUUAUAGACUGUAGUGGACCCCAGCCUCAGCUGCACAAUGCAGGAAGCAACAGAUUUUGUGAGGACUGGAUGCAUGCUUUUGUAAACGGUGCUGAAGGUGGAAAUCCAUUUCUCUUCCGGCAGAUUUUGGAAAACUUUAAAUUGAAGGCUAUACAAGACAUUAACAACCUGAAGAGGUUUAUUCGACAGGCUGAAAUGAACCACUACGCCUUGUUCAAGUGUUACAUGUUUUUAAAGAACUGUGGCAGUGGAGACAUCCUUUUGAAGAUUGUUAAAGUAGAACAUGCAGAAAUGCCAGAAGCCAGAAAUGUAGUGACUGUCCUUGAGGAAUUCAUGAGAGAAACAGCAGUGGCUUAAAAUUAUCUAAAUUAUUCGACACUUGUUGGAGGGUAUUGUAUAAAUCAUUAAUUUCUUCUUUGCAGCUUAGUUUCACUAUUGAAAUUUUAAUUUAUAUUUACAAGUAUUACCCAAGUCAAACCGAAGUUGCAAUUUCAGCUACUUUUUUUUUUUGAGAAAGCAGUAUGAGCUUUUUUUAUUGUGAUUUACACAUUAAAAUGUGUAAAUGUGUUUUAAUGUGAUUUACACUAGAUCUUACAAACUCACACAUAGUUUUCAGCGCUUACCAGAUUCUCCAAAUGACUUGUUCUUUUUCUGACGAAGUCAUGACACUUGUUUUUACUGUCAUUGUAUGGAAAAGAAAAAUUCCUUAGCUCACGAGCAUUUCAGUGUUCUAGAUAUUUUUAAAUAUAUUUGAAAUUAUCAUGUCUAAUCAUUAAGAUCUGGUUAGUUUUAAUAGAAAAAGAAGCACAAACAUUUGGAUAAAUCAUAACAAAUGAGUUCAUCAUUGUCUCUUCAUAUAAGAGAACAUGGGUAACAAGUCUGUAGCUAGUUUCUACAUUCUAUUUUCGAAGCAGCAGUUUGUUCUCCUACUAAAUAAGCAACUUGUUAAUUGAUAGGAAACAGAAUUGCCUGAAGACUGAACAGAGUUUUAGGAAUCAGUUUGCAUGUGCUUCUAUCGAUGUAUACAUAUGCUGGUCAGGCAUGUUAAAUUCCCAGGCUAGAUGAUGAAUUAAAUUCUUCAUUAGUUUGCAUUUUUUGUGAUCAAGAUCUUCUUUGUACAUUCCUAGUACCCAUUUUGCCAAAUUGAAAAUAAUCAUGUUUUCCAGUAGUGAAUAAUUAAUUCUGAAGAUUUUGUAGGUGCAAUAUUAACUUAAUAGAAGCUUUUUCAGAAAUUGAAGUAAACUAAGUUUCCAAAUUAAUUAUUCAGAUUUGAAAACACUUGACUGUAUUUCAGCAAUGAAUUCUUAUCCACAUCAUGGGACAUUUAGACAAUAGAAUACUUGAAUAUCUUUGCCUACAGAUGGAAUCAAAACUAACAAGGUCUCUAGGUGACCAUAUAAUUGAGGACUAUUUCUGCCAUCUGAUAUAAGCAAAAGUGCCUAUUGCUUUCCUUUGCAGCAGAGGGUGUUUGAAUGCCUAACUUGGAACAUUUGAACAACUCUCCCAUUCAAGGCCUGAAACACCAACUAUAACAAUCCCCUGAUGCAGUUAAGUUUGUUUGUUCUGCCAGUCCUGUAUACUGUGAUAAGUCAAAAGCUUUCCGGUGACGGUGCUGUGUUGGACCUAUAAUAAGGCUUACAAUAAAAGGUAUUCAAAUCCUUA